Culex quinquefasciatus (southern house mosquito) is the source of this 1930-nucleotide messenger RNA. RefSeq names its product homeobox protein abdominal-B. NCBI's taxonomy places the organism in Eukaryota, Metazoa, Arthropoda, Insecta, Diptera, Culicidae. The transcript is spliced from 9 exons. Gene Ontology annotation, biological process: proximal/distal pattern formation; anterior/posterior pattern specification; regulation of transcription by RNA polymerase II. The record is from RefSeq and is a predicted model, not a curated record. The coding region runs from base 227 to 1564 and encodes 445 amino acids. Gene Ontology annotation, cellular component: nucleus. Gene Ontology annotation, molecular function: DNA-binding transcription factor activity, RNA polymerase II-specific; RNA polymerase II cis-regulatory region sequence-specific DNA binding.
AAAAAGUGAACGAAAUCAAAAUUGAAAUGUGUUCGGUUCGGCGGCAGCCUACUACAUUCCAUCCUUACCCUGUUUGGAAAGUUGGCGCGAUUUUUUCAUCGGAAUCCCAAACAAGGUUAAAGUCUUGCGAAUGAAACUGAACAAGGCGAUAUCAUCAAUGAUGCCGUAAAGUGGAGCUCCUUCUGUUCGUCUUGGAUCUGAACCUCAACCUCAUACUGGAACUGAGAUGCUGUUCUCAGAAAACAAUGACAACCACUACCCGUCGCUCAGAGUGAGUGAUUUAAUCAUUAGGAAGAACAUACCAAACAUACUAGGGCGCAACAGUAUUCUGGCCAGUGCGGCUUACGGGUCGCACGCUGCUGCCGGGGCCUGGUGGGGGCAACACUCCCAUUCAGUGCACGCAGCCGGUGCUGCCAUGUACGAGGACCCUUCCGGCGUUGGCCAGACAGGUGUUGGCAGCCGGAGUCCACCGUCCCUGCAGCACACCAACCACACCACGAACCAUAUCGUACAGCAGCAACAGCAGCAGCAGCAGGCCCAACAGCAGCAGGCUCAACAGCAAGCUGCAGCGGCCGCAGCAGCAGCCGCAGCUCAGCAGCAACAAGCCCAACAGCAGGCUCAGCAGCAGCAACCUUCACAGGUUCCGUCGCAGGCCAGCUCCCAGCAGACCAAUUCCUCCGCCACUGGCCCGCAGCAGAACAGCUCGGUCGUAUCCUCGCAGACCCAGAUCGUGGCACCUUCCACGGCCAGUGAAUCACCUGCCAGUGUGAGCUCGCAACCCUCAGGCCCUCUCCACAUACCAGCAAAACGUCCAGCGUUCGAGACGUCCGCCGACUCGUCCCGGCUGCGGCACUCGGCCUACCCGUGGGGCUACGACGCCGGAGCGGACCCGAGUGCGGCGGCCGCCGCCGCCGCCGCCUACCACCCGCAGUACCCGUACGGCCUCGGGGCGGACAUCAAGCCGAUGUACUACCCGGGCUACACCGAUGCCAACUUUCAACAUCACUACUAUCCAAAGUAUGAACCGGACGCGUACAUGCCGCCCUCGGAGCGUUCCCGAACCGUGACGGGGGACACCCCCUCGGCGCUCCAGUCCAGCUACGACUCGUACAACUCCACCGGACUUCGGCCGUACUCGAGUGAAACAUAUCCUAAUCCCGUCGGUUCGAGUCUGUCGGUGGGCGUGAGCGGCGUCGGUUCCUGCACCCCCUCGAACCCGCUCGAGUGGACCGGUAACGUGACGGUGCGGAAGAAGCGAAAACCGUACUCAAAGUUCCAAACGCUCGAGCUGGAGAAGGAGUUCCUAUACAACGCGUACGUCUCCAAGCAGAAGCGGUGGGAGCUGGCCCGAAAUCUGAACCUGACCGAGCGGCAGGUCAAGAUAUGGUUCCAGAACCGACGCAUGAAGAACAAGAAAAACUCCCAGCGACAGGCGUCCCAGGUCAACAACAGCAGCAGCAGCAGCUCGAGCCACAGCCACGGUCAGCAGCAGUCCCAUCACAACUCGCACCACCUCAACCUGGGGCUGGGCAUGCCGCUGCACGGGUCCAAGAUGCAUCAGUGACCCAUGGAGGCACCCGUCGCCGUCUCCUCCACCGUCGUAACCCAUCAGGACGACCUCGUCAACGGCCAACACCAACACCACGUGGCUGGCCAGCAGCCGCAGCAGCACCUGAAGAUGGAAAUGUGCGACGUCCCGACCGCGCCCAUGUGCAACCACAUCCCGCACCCACAUCUGAUCAAUUAUCACCACUAGAAAGAGGGUGGGUGUGAGGUUUGCGCACUCCUUGAUGAUUAUACGUAAUAUAACCGCGUGCAAGCAAGGCCACCAACAACAAUACUAAGCUUCUUCAGUGUGUGUGUGUGUGCGUGCGUGUGUGCGCGCGUCGUCGUGUGGAUCUGCGGAGGAACCUAAAUUUAACACAAAAAA